GAAGUGACAAACGGGACAAACGGGGCUUCAACUACUGUAAGCUUUCUGUCCUGGGAAGUCGUGCGUUGCACGAAACGAAAAGAAACCAAUUCCUACGGCCCAUCCGGCUUCCUGUGCAGUUACGUAGCUUUGCUGUCGCAUGGUAGCGUUGUGAGCAUCUCGUGAGCAUCGCCCUACGCGCUGUCUCGGACCAUCCGGCCAUUCUCACGGCGGCGCUCCGGCGAAGCGUCUCACUUCUUCAUAUUGAGCCUCUACUCCCCUGCACUCAACCGCCUGUUAUAUCAUGGGAAAAAAGAAACGAGGCGGGGCUCCCGGUUUCGGUCUUCGAGGACAUCCAGCCCUCCCUCCCCGUGCGUCGUCCAGUGCGUUGGACGAUAGACGAGACAAAGGAAGACCAGGUGCGGGCGGGUCUGUUGAUAGAAGAGGAUCGGACGACAGAGGAGGAUCGGACGACAGAAGAGGGAGGGCCAGUUCCAUUGCCGAGGAAUCGUCCAACGACCGCCGCGUGGUCCCAACCCGACGAAGCACCUUAGACGAGUUCCCCGCGUCCCGACAAGCGAUACGACCGGACAUGGGCAGCAACAUCGCAUUGAAGCGGAGGGGAAGCCCAGAGCCAGAGCCAAGGGCUGAUAGUUCUAAACAUACGAGGCUCGACCGAAGAUCUUCAUCACCCGCUCGGAGAUCGCUUGAAAGGGAUCUUGCCGCACCCGUACCAACUUCAGCGAAAGCCGUCUCUUUGCCGGAUCUUGAGCUGCCUGUCAAAGACACGGAUGAGUCCACCAUCUCAUCUGCCGUUUACCAGUUAUGCAAGGGCCGACAGCAAUUUGUUGCCAAUGUUGGCUUCGCGGAGGAUAGCAAGCGGUCACCAAAUGUCACGACGUUCCUGGAAGAUGUGCAAUCUGGUGGAACUACGCCUUCCUUGUUCCUAAAGAAGAUGGUGCCGCUGAGCCACCUGAAGGGGUCCUUGAUAUCAACUACCGCAAGGAAAACUUGUGGAUUCUCGGCGCUCACGCUUGAGAAACCAAGUACAGACGCCCUCAAGUCUGUUCAAGCCCUUGUUCGCUAUCUAUCGGCUAAACAGCGGGUUGGCGUAAUAUCCCUCAGAAGGUUUACACUCUUUGUACUGCCUACUAUUGAGCUUGGAACGAUGGGCGAGGAGGAAGUGGAUGCGGAGAUCUUUCCGCUAUUCUGUGUCAUCGCCGACAAAGCGAAAUCGCCACGUACCCUGACUUUGCAACGGAACAAGAUCGAGCUGAAGACAAUAAGCCCACUGCUGGCAUAUUCAGACUUCGUCAAAACCCAUAUAAUGCUUGUGCAGAAGUUGCCUGAAAAGACAAAUUGGCUGGUUGAGGGCAAGCGUGUUCAUGUCUACGGGCCUCACGCAAGUGCAACAAUGGAGCUCACAUGGCUCCUGCGCAUGUUGGGAGCGCAGUGCGUGGCCAACCCGAAAAAUUGUGAUUUUGUGAUGUGCCAUCGUUCCUUUCACGAGCACGUUCCGUUAUUGCCGCAUCUGAACGAAUUGAAACUAGGAGCCACGGAAUUUGUGCUCUGGGGUCAUUCCACUGGGGCCAACAUCAAGAAACCCAUACUUAUGUUCCCAGCAGGUGGCAUCCUCACGUUGACCUACGAAGCCCUCUGCCACCCGGGUGCAGCAAAGUUCCUUGAACGGUUCAAAAAGCUUGCGAGGACGGCGACGCCCGGCCGAGAGUGGGGAUGUGUGCUGCACCCUGAUGUGGCGCAAAAGAUAAAACCAAUAGAUGGGAUCGAACCCGCCCUUCAGCACGAUCGGUUGGUGGCAUGGCAUCACAUCAUGAUGCUGGAGCAUGAACGCUUUCUGAGAUUCGCGACGCCUGAUGAUGUAUACUUCGCUGACUCGCAGGAGGAUCUAGCUAAAUCCGAGCACGCAAUGAUGUUGCGCCUACAGUACAUAUGGAGCCUGAACUUCCGGCAUUUCGUCGUGGUCAGGGCUGAGAAUCAAGAUCAGCAGCCACUCGUCGGGGGUAUUGAUGAGAUCAAUGCUGAUCAAUUCUUUGAGCGAUACAUGCCAUGGGCGAAUGCGUAGUGGAAUGCCGAUCCCGGGCUGGCAUAGAUCUCUUUGAGCAUACAAUCAGCAUGGCGUAGUUCUAGGCAUGUUCGCAUUUGGCGAGAUGUAACGGCUAUACCAGAAUUUUGGGACGGCAAGGUCUUACACACAGUUCGGUACAUAGUUUCGUUUUUGGGCUCCAGUUUGUAAUAUUAGGGUAUAUGUACAGAAUGCAACAGAUGCCAUGCAGUA
Messenger RNA from Fimicolochytrium jonesii, 2275 nucleotides. RefSeq lists its product as uncharacterized. Lineage: Eukaryota; Fungi; Chytridiomycota; Chytridiomycetes; Spizellomycetales; Powellomycetaceae. The transcript is spliced from 11 exons. Bases 284 to 2062 code for a protein of 592 amino acids. The record is from RefSeq and is a predicted model, not a curated record.